Molecule: messenger RNA, 3011 nt
Organism: Glossina fuscipes
Lineage: Eukaryota; Metazoa; Arthropoda; Insecta; Diptera; Glossinidae
Product: aminopeptidase N-like
Exons: 5
Coding region: 26-2842 (938 amino acids)
Biological process (GO): peptide catabolic process; proteolysis
Cellular component (GO): cytoplasm
Molecular function (GO): peptide binding; zinc ion binding; metalloaminopeptidase activity
Source: RefSeq, a predicted model, not a curated record
CUUUUAAUUCGUGAACUCUUCGAAAAUGUUACGGCAUCAUAUAAAAUUGAUAAGCGUUACGUUUUUGAUUGCAAUUGGUUUUUGUUGCUGUUUAACGGUAUCAUCCGAUACUCGUCCUAAGAGUUAUGGCUAUUAUCGUUUGCCUACAUCCCUAAAACCGGAAGUGUAUACCUUGAAGAUUAUGACGAAAUUGGAAGAUCCAUCAAAUCUUAUGUUUGCUGGCGAAGUCGAUUUACUGUUUAAAGUUUUAAGUGAUACUGAUAAUAUAACGUUGCACGUUCAAAAUCUAACAAUCGAUGAAAAACGUACCGAAUUGAAGAAAUACGACGACAACAGUACACUUUACUGCAUUAAAGACUCGACGAUUUUAGAAGAACAUGAUUAUUAUAUAAUAAGUUUGUGUCAACCGUUGCAAAAAGAUGAAAUGUACACGCUUACGUUGGCAUUUAAGGCCCCAUUAAAUCAGCGUUUGCAUGGUUAUUAUCGUAGUUCGUACUUAGAUAAGUCGACAAAUCGGACCAAAUGGCUAUCGAUAACACAAUUUGAACCAGCUUAUGCUAGGAGCGCUUUCCCCUGCUUUGAUGAACCGAAUUAUAAAGCGAAAUUCAAAAUUUGGUUGGGCCAUCAUAAGGCGUUGACCGCCUUAAGUAAUAUGCCUUUGGAAAGACAAGAACUCAUCGCGGAAUUGCCUGGCUAUGUAUGGAGCGUUUUUGAGGAAUCCGUACCUAUGUCCACUUAUCUGGUGGCCUAUUCGGUAAACGAUUUCACUUACAAGUCAUCAGGCGAUAAUGGUGUUAUGUUUCGAACUUGGUCUCGUCCGGAAGCUAUGAAUCAAUGCGAUUAUGCCGCUGAAAUAGGUCCGCAAUUGUUAAUGUUUUAUGAAAAUCGUUUUGGCAUUAAGUUCCCUUUGAAAAAGCUUGAUCAAAUAGCUAUACCGGAUUUUGAAGCGGGUGCAAUGGAAAAUUGGGGUUUAAUUACUUAUCGUGAAACGACUCUACUAUUUGCCCCAAAUAUAUCUUCAGAAUCGAAUAGAGAGCGCAUUGCUACCGUAAUAGCUCACGAGCUGGCCCAUCAAUGGUUUGGUAAUUUGGUGACUAUGAAAUGGUGGUCAGAUCUAUGGUUAAACGAAGGUUUCGCCACUUAUAUGUCGAAUUUGGGCGUCGAUUAUUUAAAUCCUGAUUGGGAGUUGCUGAAUGAAGAUGCUAUGGAUAAUAUCUUAGGAGUCUUUAAAUAUGAUGCUCACAUCAAUAGUCAUCCAAUAUCGCAACCCAUUGAAGCUACGCAGCAAAUAAAUGAACGUUUCGAUACGAUUUCCUAUAAAAAGGGAUCAGCGGUGUUGCGCAUGUUGCAUAUGAUUCUGGGUGAAGAAGCUUUUUUUGAAGGCAUACGUCACUAUUUAAUGAUUAAUAUGUUUAAUAAUGCCGAGCAAGAUGAUUUAUGGAACGCUUUCACUGACCGAGCGCAUCUUUAUAAACGUAUCGAACCUGGAUACGAUAUGAAAACUAUUAUGGACUCUUGGACAUUACAAGUCGGUUACCCCUUGGUGAAGGUUAUACGCAACUAUGAUACUGCGACUGUGGAGAUAUCGCAGCAACGUUUCUUAUUAAAUAAUUCACAAUCAGUUAAUGAUAAUGAUAAAUGUUGGUGGACGCCGUUGAGCUUUACAACAGCCACGAAAAAGGAUUUUGCUACAAAUCAUUCACUACAUUGGCUCGAAUGCAAAGAGGGCAAAAAAAAUAUAAAAAUAAAUUUAGAAAAUCUUGCAAAUAAAGGAGAAUGGAUCAUUUUCAAUGUGCAAAUAUCUGGCCUAUAUCGAGUUAUCUAUGAUGAGAACAAUUGGAUUUUAUUGAAUCGAACUCUAAAUAGCAACAAAUAUAAUGAUAUUCAUGUCUUGAAUCGGGCUCAGCUAAUCGAGGAUGUUCUAUCGUUAGCUUGGGGAGGUUAUAUGGAUUACAAUACUCCGUUAGAUAUGUUGCAAUAUCUUAAGCAGGAAAACAAAUAUAUACCAUGGUAUACGGCACUGCAGGGCCUAGCAAAUGUUGAUCGUUUGCUAAAGAAUUUCCCUACACCAUACGGAUUUUUUUCGAAAUUCCUAGUUGAUAUUAUUCUACCCGUAUAUAAUAGUUUAGAUGGUUUAAAUAAUACCAUAAAAGCAACGGAAAUUUCUCAAGUUAAACUUAAGCAUAAAAUGCUGAUGGCUAAGUGGGCAUGUUAUUUAAAAAUAGACGAUUGCGUACAAACGGCUGUAAAGUAUUUCCAAGAAUGGAAACAAUCGUCUGUCAAUCGCAUACCGGUUGAUUCCAGAGUAAUCGUUUAUUGCACAGCUAUAAAGCAUGGCGAUCGUAGUGAUUGGGAAUUCCUAUGGCAACGUUUACAAGAAUCUAAUGUGGCCACUGAGCGGCGUACUUUAAUCCAAGCGCUGUCAUGUUCACGAAAUUCGACUUUGUUAAAAGCUUACAUUGAUUUGAUCUUUGACGAGAAUAAAUACAUACGCAAGCAAGACUCUGCUGCUGCUUUCGGCGCCGUGGUACGUAAUGAAGUGAGUUUUCCCGCGGCCAGGGAUUACCUUAUCGAACAUAUCGAUCAAUUACAUGAAUUCUACGGACCUACUUCGCAUGACUUAACCAGCUUACUUUCGUCAGUAGCAGGUCAAAUAAUCAAUACGGAGGAUAUGAAUUUAAUACAAUCUUUAUUAGCUAGAAAGAGAGAUUUCUUUAAGGAAUAUCAGAAAAGUGUUUCAAAUGCUUUGGAAACAAUUCAACUUAAUAUCGGUUGGAUUAAUCGCAAUACCGAUAUCUUGCAGAGAUAUUUAGUAAAGCGUACGUCAGGCGAUCUUCAUUAAACAGAUACAAAGCACUUGGUUAAAUGAACGAUUGUCUCUUUAGAUAUGCGCUUUAAAAGCGACUCAGUGUUUACUUAUAUUUGAAUUAUUGACGACAAUCCAAUAUGUACGUCAAAUAGAUAUAUUACUUACCUUUACAUUUUAUAUGAAUUUCAAAAUAAAAUACAUA